AUGAAUAACCAAACAGUAACCUAUGCAGAACUGAAUCUGGUUAAGGACUCAAAGAAACAGCAAAUGAAACCUAAGGGUGUUAAAAGCUCCAUUUCAGUAAUUGAGCAGGAAACAACCUAUGUUGAAUUAAAUCUUCGAAAUCCUUCUCAGGAUCUUCAAGAGAAUGGCAAGAAGGACCACUGCAAAGAUUUCCCAUCACCACGAGAGAAGCUCAUUGCUGGGGUCCUGGGAAUCAUCUGCCUCGUCUUGCUGUCCACUGUGGUAACAAUGGCACUUGCUAUUUCCUCUUCUGGAAGCCUGGCACAGAACAAUUCAUCCCUGGCAACAAGGAACCAGAAAGCAUAUCAUUGUGGUCAUCGUCCAAAGGAGUGGUUCACAUAUUCCAACAAUUGCUAUUACAUUAGUAUUGAAAGAAAAGCAUGGAAUGAGAGCUUGCUGGCCUGUGCGUCUAAGAACUCUACCCUGCUUUAUAUAGAUAACGAAGAUGAACUGAAUUUUUUGGUCUCCUUGCGUGUUUACUCAUGGAUUAGACCCUCUCAUAGAAACAAUAGUAAUUCCUGGAUGUCGCCAAGUGGCUCAACUUUCUCUUCAAAACUGUUCUCAAGAUCUUCAGAGAGAGGCAAAAAUUGUGCAUUUUUUGAUUUUCCAAUGAAGUCACUUUCUUCCGCAUCCUGUUUGGAAGAAAGAAUGUAUAUUUGUAAGCAUCAGGCAUUUUAGCUUAUCUAAAUUUGAUAUAAUGCUAC
Equus quagga is the source of this 743-nucleotide messenger RNA. RefSeq names its product NKG2-A/NKG2-B type II integral membrane protein-like. The transcript has 6 exons. The coding region runs from base 1 to 717 and encodes 238 amino acids. The record is from RefSeq and is a predicted model, not a curated record. Gene Ontology annotation, biological process: positive regulation of natural killer cell mediated cytotoxicity; stimulatory C-type lectin receptor signaling pathway. Lineage: Eukaryota; Metazoa; Chordata; Mammalia; Perissodactyla; Equidae.